GUUCCCCGGAUUUUGCUUCCGGAGCAAAUGGUAUGUAAGCAUGGCCGACAACGAGUCAAAGAAGGUGAUCAAGCUAGUUCCAGAGUAUCUUCUUAAGAAGAGGAAAACAUACCAGGCCAUCAAGGCCACUCAAGCCAAACUUGCGCUCCUAGAGAAAAGAAAGGUAACGAAAGGCAAACCACUCAAGUUCAAGCGUUUGGAGGAUUUCUUGAAAGAAAGCCACAAAAAGCACCGAGAUGAGACACGCAUCCGAAGGAACGAGCGCAGGCCCCCGGCCCCUCUGCCGCCCGAAAAAAACAAGCUGGCUUUUGCUGUGCGCAUCAGAGAGAUCAAAGGUAUCAGCCCCAAAGUGAUGAAGGUGAUCCAGAUGAUGAGGCUGAGGAAGAUCUUCAGCGGGACCUUCAUUAAGAUAAACAAGACCUCCAUGGAGAUGAUGAAGAUGGUGGAGCCGUACGUGGCGUGGGGGUUCCCCAACUUGAAGUCGGUCCGCGAGCUGAUUCUGAAGAGAGGCCAGACCAGGAUCGGCAGGAGGAGGGUUCCCCUCACUGACAACGCCCUCAUCGAGGAACACAUGGGUAAAACUGGCAUCAUCUGCCUGGAGGACCUGAUCCACGAAAUCUACUCAGUCGGCAAGAGCUUCCGAGCUGCCAACAACUUCCUGUUGCCUUUCAAGCUGUCGGUGCCGCGCCACGCCGCCAGGGAUAAAGCCGGACUGCUGAAGGACCUGGGGAACCCCGGCUUCAGAGCCACAGACAUCAACUCCAUCAUCAGACUCCUCAACUAACAAACGCGCACAAGACAUCGGACACUGAGCUCCACCUUAAAGGAAGGCCGUGUUUGUCGCAGAGCAAGUGUCAAGAGAUGGAGAGAGAGUAUUUCUCGGGUCGGAUUCUGAUCCUGUGUCUGUUUCCCGGUGUUUUGGUGUCGCUCUGCAGCAGGCUGGGAGAUAACCCAGUCAUGUAAAAUAAGGACUUUAGCUUUAUUCGCGUUGGUUUGCACAGGUUAUGAUGUGUCCAGAGAACAAGAACUGAAGCAGAAGAGUUCAGUGGAAAAUGGAGACUUUAUUAUGAACACAGAAACAUUCCUCAGUUUGUCAGAGGAGUUUUGUCUGUAAUAGAUCCAAUAAAUCAGUCAGGUUCAUGACACUUUACAAACAUGUUUACUGUGUUGAGCUGUUUGUAUUUUGGUUACACAGUCAAUGUAAUUUAGUGCUAAUAGAUAAAUUUUCAUUAAAAAAAAUGACUAUACACACAA
Xiphophorus maculatus (southern platyfish) is the source of this 1254-nucleotide messenger RNA. RefSeq names its product ribosomal protein L7 like 1 (gene rpl7l1). The coding region runs from base 41 to 784 and encodes 247 amino acids. Gene Ontology annotation, cellular component: cytosolic large ribosomal subunit. Gene Ontology annotation, biological process: maturation of LSU-rRNA from tricistronic rRNA transcript (SSU-rRNA, 5.8S rRNA, LSU-rRNA). The transcript has 6 exons. NCBI's taxonomy places the organism in Eukaryota, Metazoa, Chordata, Actinopteri, Cyprinodontiformes, Poeciliidae. The record is from RefSeq and is a predicted model, not a curated record. Gene Ontology annotation, molecular function: structural constituent of ribosome; RNA binding.